Molecule: messenger RNA, 1992 nt
Organism: Carassius gibelio (silver crucian carp)
Lineage: Eukaryota; Metazoa; Chordata; Actinopteri; Cypriniformes; Cyprinidae
Product: macrophage-expressed gene 1 protein-like
Exons: 2
Coding region: 1-1992 (663 amino acids)
Biological process (GO): defense response to bacterium
Source: RefSeq, a predicted model, not a curated record
AUGGGGUCAAAAACAUUUUGUCUGCUGAUGCUCUACUGCUGUAUUCACAUCUGCGAUGUUUCUCCGCUCAUUCGUCCCAGUAACGGACUCAAUGAGUGUCACAAAAACUCAAGUUUACCAGCGCUGGAGGUUCUGCCAGGAGGAGGCUGGGAUAAUCUGCGCAACAUAGACAUGGGCCGGGUGAUGAAUCUGAGCUAUUCCCAGUGUCAGACCACAGAAGAUGGAGUCUAUCUCAUUCCAGAUGAAGUCUUCGUCAUUCCACAGAAAGUGAGCGGAGUGGAAACAAACUCUGAGAUCAUCAUGUCAUGGCUGGAACAGACAAGCGACACUUCAAGCUCCAUCAAUGCAGAUGUUUCCUUUUAUUCAGUGCUCAAUGGGAAAUUCUCUAAAGAAAACCAGCGGAUGAAAACCCACCAAGUGAAGGAGAGUUCUGUAACAGCACGAGUUCAAGUCCGUAACCAUCUGUACACAGUAAAAACGUAUCCUGACUUCCCUUUUGACAUCCGCUUUGCUCAACAGGCUGAGGAAAUCGCAGAUGCUAUUGAAAACAAUCAAACACGUCUAGCAACUUACCUGUCAGAGAAACUCAUACUGGAUUAUGGCACCCAUGUCAUCACAAGUGUUGAUGCUGGUGCCACUUUGGUGCAAGAGGAAUAUUUAAAAAUGUCUUAUGUCACAAAGAAUCAGUUACAAAUGUCUUCUCUUUCUGCAUCAGCAGGUCUUUCCUUCUUUGAAAAACUUAAAUUUGAUUUUGACAGCAAUGGAUUCCAAAAAAACAAUCAAAUCAGCGGUUAUCAGGGUAACAUCACAUAUUCAUUCAUGCAGAGCCAUGGUGGGGCUUUAUUCUAUCCAGGCAUCACUCUGCAGAAGUGGCAAGAGAGUACACUCAAUAAUCUGGUGGCUAUCGACCGCUCCGGUCUGCCGAUUCACUAUUUUCUGAAUCCAUCGACAUUCCCAGACCUCCCAGUACCAACAGUAAAUAAAUUAGCUUUGUUAGUUUCUCAGGCUGCAGAGCAAUACUAUAAAAUAAAUACCAUUCCAGGGUGUAUAAGUCCAGAUUCCAAAAACUUCAACUUUCAGGCAAAUAUAGAUGAUGCAUCUUGUGAGGGUCCAGUCACCAAUCUUAGCUUUGGUGGCAUUUACCAACAAUGCACUCCACUGACAUCAGAUGGAAGUACAAUCUGUGAUGGGACAGCACAGAGAAACCCAGCUACAGGUGAUUAUUCUUGUCCUUUACAGUACAUUUCCACCCUAUUACGCUCUGAGACUGUAGAACGAGGUUAUAAUCGUUACGAAUGCCAAAAGAAAUGUCGUUCAUGUGGUUUCUUGUGGUUCUCUACUUGUUGUGACCAAACAUGUAAGGAUGUUUACUAUGUCUGUCGUGCAAAGGUAGACACCUACUGGUGUUCCACAAGUCAGACAACCCAGUUGAACUCUGGAUACCUCUUUGGAGGUCUACAUGGACCAUCUUUGCAAAAUCCAUUUACCAAAUCUUAUAGCUGUCCUCCAAAUUUCUUUAUGCAAAAGUUUUUGUCUAGUGGUAUGGUGGUUUGUCUGAGCAAAGAUUAUGUCACAACAACUACAUAUUCCGUGACAUUUGGUGGCUUCUUCAGCUGCCAGUCUGGUAACCCUCUCUCAGAUGGUCAAUCUCGCUGUCCACCUCAGUUCAGCCAACAUCUUGCUGCCAUUAGUGAUGGCUGUGAGAUAUUGUACUGUGUCCAGUCCGGUGUAUUUAGUGGUGGUCAGUUAAAACCUGUCCGUCUCCCACCAUUCAUAAGCCCACCGCUGGUUGGCAUGAUGGGCACAAACUCUGUAGCUGUAAUGACAGAAGGUGAUGUUUUCUGGGUAAGAGUUGGAAAAGCAAGAACAUGGUAUCGGGCAGAUCCUGUUGAAAUAAAUCAGAUGUUUGGGAGGUCUGGAGGAGAAAAGGUUGGUGUAACCUAUGGUCAGAUAGCUUUAAUUACUCUUGUAAUAUCAGGGUUAGUUGUUUAA